CCCUGCUAGAAGCCCGCCGGGGUCAGAACAGGGACUCGCGGACGCGCACUGGGAGGCGGCGGCGACUGGGCAUGCGCGGCGAGAGGAGGCGGCUUUCUCCUUGGCAGCAGAGAGCGGAUGAUGGCUCCCCUCCCUGGGGCGGAAUUUGUCAAAAGGCCCUGGCAACUUUAUCGCUACUUACUCCGUUGCUGCAAGGAGCUGCCCGGACAGAAUGUCCAAGAGCACUACAGACAUGCCAUCCGGCAGAGUUUCAAAGUUCACGCUGAUGAGGACGACCCUGCCAGGAUCCGGCAGAUUAUCCAGAGAGCGAUUGAAGACGCCGACUGGGUGAUGGGAAAGUAUAAAAAACAGAAGUAGGGGGAAGUGGAUGGAGAGAGGGCCGCUUGGAACAACAGCCUGUGAACUGGAAUCUGCACCUUUGUUUCCCCCACUGGAAAAUGCGAGAGGAAAAGCACUACCUUCACGUUGCGGACACAGCACAUCGACUGGUGGACAAGCGGACUCUUUUCUCAGCUCAACCAUCCUUGGGUGAAGAUCUGAACCUCCGUGAGUGAUGGAGGCAAAGUUUCAAGCAAGAUAACGGGCAUCCAUAUAUCGGGAAAGGAAUGCUGCAAUUCUUAUUGGCAGGACUUGAGUUUAGCAACCUCAUAAUGAACUCAACACACUAGGAUUAUUCUGGAAUAAAAGGCAGAAAUCCUUGAAGCUAA
Molecule: messenger RNA, 707 nt
Organism: Hemicordylus capensis (graceful crag lizard)
Lineage: Eukaryota; Metazoa; Chordata; Lepidosauria; Squamata; Cordylidae
Product: LYR motif-containing protein 9-like
Exons: 4
Coding region: 118-357 (79 amino acids)
Source: RefSeq, a predicted model, not a curated record